Molecule: messenger RNA, 1425 nt
Organism: Candidula unifasciata
Lineage: Eukaryota; Metazoa; Mollusca; Gastropoda; Stylommatophora; Geomitridae
Source: the annotation of a GenBank genome assembly
AUGGGUUGGCUGUCAAGAAUCCCCGCGUGGACACCACCUCGAAAAAUACAUGUUAGCUUCGUGGCAUUUUGCGUCGUGAUCGCCUCCGCCAGCAUCGUGGUAAUAAUCCGAAUGCAACUACUAGUUUCAUCUAAUGCCAAUUAUGACACGGACGACGAGGCCUCUUCUUUGAUUCCUUGUCUCAACCUCACGACAGUAUACAAACGUGUCGUUCGUAAAUAUCGAAAAGCGGUCAAAACAUUGUCUCCUAGUAUGUAUAUGUUUUCUAAUCAAACGUCGUCUAAGCCAAAAAUGAAAACCGCCGAACGUUUGGCAAUUUCAUCGUCAGUUAUGAAAACGAAAAACAUUAACUGUAUGGAGGUCAUCACCAGUUCUCACGACAAUCUCCGGGAGGUUCAGAAUAGAACGCAUACAGAGGUCCCAAUUUGCGACUCACUGUACCCAUCGCUAACUGCUGACUGUUCGUUGUUUAAAAAAUACCGGGGAUAUAUUACGACAUCAUUGACGGAAGAGGAAGAAAGCUUUCCAUUGGCGUACUCCAUGAUUGUCUACAAAGACGCCGAAAUGGUGGAAAGGUUGCUUCGAGCAAUUUACCGACCCCAGAACUACUACUGUAUUCAUGUUGACGGCAAGUCAAGCGUCGCAUUUUACAGAGCAAUUGCCGACAUUGCCAACUGUUUCACAAAUGUGAUGUUGACCAGCAGAAGAAUUGAGGUCACAUGGGGAACUUUCUCAGUGCUGGAGCCGGAACUUCUCUGCAUGGAGGAACUCUGGAGGUUCCCUCGCUGGAGGUACUUCCUGACCUUGACGGGACAGGAGUUUCCGCUGAAGACGAACUAUGAACUUGUGAAGAUCCUCAAGGCCUUUAAGGGAGCUAAUGAUAUUCUGACAACAGUCACAUACGCCACGAAGUCGCGGUGGAAGAACACUGUACCCCCACUCGGAAUCGUCCCAGUGAAAGGCUCGGUACAUAUUACAGUCAACAGAGACUUUGUAGACUACAUCCUCCACAAUGGCACGGCCAAGGAAAUCCUAGAAUGGACCAGACAGACGGAAAUCCCCGAUGAAGCCUUCUUCGCUGUUCUGGGCGCCAACCCCCAGCUUGGCAUCCGAGGCACAUACAAAGGCAACCCAGAACUCAGCAUCAGAAACCCGUUCCUAUCUCGUUACAAGAACUGGGGCUCAUUGCCUUGUGCUGGGAGAUUCGUUCGAGAUAUCUGCAUUCUGACCACAGGUGACCUGCACCUGUUGUUUAAAGCCAAGGAAAUGUUCGCUAACAAAUUCUUCCUGCAGGAAGACAGAAUCGUUAUCGGUUGUCUGGAGGAGAAGAUAUUCAACGAUACCAGAGAUGAAUAUCUGGGCACCAAGACCUUUGAAACCUCCUAUUAUGAGAGCCUGGAUUUUGUAAAAAACCAGGUGACAUAG